Messenger RNA from Sinocyclocheilus rhinocerous, 3441 nucleotides. Its product is annotated as DCC-interacting protein 13-alpha-like. The record is from RefSeq and is a predicted model, not a curated record. The transcript is spliced from 22 exons. Gene Ontology annotation, molecular function: protein binding. Gene Ontology annotation, biological process: signaling. Lineage: Eukaryota; Metazoa; Chordata; Actinopteri; Cypriniformes; Cyprinidae. Gene Ontology annotation, cellular component: endosome membrane; cytoplasm. Bases 155 to 2281 code for a protein of 708 amino acids.
GGGCGGGAGGAGGCGGGACUUCCGCGUUUGUGGGCGGAUCCGGGUGGGUGUUGAUUUGUCAGGAAUAAAGCGAAGAUUAACAUUAUAACAUUGUGACUUUUGUCUCUGAAUAAUAAAGUAAACAGUUCGUUGCGCUCGCGGUAAAUCUGCAGUCAUGCCGGGAAUCGAUAAAUUACCGCUAGAGGAAACUCUGGAGGACAGUCCGCAGACUCGCUCUCUGCUCGGUGUGUUCGAGGAAGAUACAGCAGCCACAUCCAGUUAUUUCAGUCAGCUCUUCAAAGCCAUGCAGAGAAUCUACGAUGCCCAGAAUGAACUGAGUGCUGCCACACAUCUGACGUCUAGAUUACUGAAAGACUACGAGAAACAGCGUUUUCCUCUGGGCGGUGAUGAUGAGGUCAUGAGCUCCACUUUGCAGCAGUUUGCCAAAGUCAUUGACGAGCUCAGCUCGUGUCACGCCGUUCUCUCCACUCAGCUCGCAGACGCCAUGAUGUUCCCCAUCACACAGUUUCAGGAGAGAGACCUGAGAGAGAUUGUCAUCCUGAAGGAAGUGUUUCAGAUUUCAAGUGAUGAUCACGACACAGCCGUCAACAGAUACAGUCGUCUGUCUAAACGAAAGGAGAAUGAGAAGGUGAAGAAUGAAGUGAUGGAGGACGUCUACACGUCCAGGAAAAAACAGCACGAGACCAUAAUGCACUACUUUGCAUCGCUCAACAUGCUGCAGUACAAGAAGAAGAUCGCGCUGUUGGAGCCGCUGCUGGGAUACAUGCAGGCGCAGAUCAGUUUUUUCAAACUGGGAUCAGAGAAUCUGACGCAGCAGUGGGAGGAGUUUCUCACCAACAUUGGAACCAGCGUGCAGAAUGUUCGCAGGGAAAUGGACAGCGACGCUGAAGCGACGGAGCAGACGAUUCAAGACCUGAAAGCGGCCAGUGACCCACUCUACAUGCCUGACCCAGACCCCAACAAGAUCCCUGUGAACCGCAACCUGACCCGCAAGGCUGGCUACCUCAACACUCGCUAUAAAACGGGUCUGGUGUCAUCUGCUUGGGAACGUCAGUAUUUCUUCACGCAGGGAGGAAACCUCAUGAGCCAGUCGCGUGGAGACGUAGCCGGAGGUCUCGUUAUGGACAUCGACAACUGCUCCGUCAUGGCUGUGGACUGUGAUGACCGACGCUUCUGCUUUCAGAUCACAUCGUUUGAUGGCAAGAAGGCAGUCAUAUUACAGGCGGAGAGCAGGAAAGACUGUGAGGAGUGGAUUGCGACAAUAAACAACAUCUCUAAGAGGAUAUACCUCAGUGAAAACCCAGAGGAAAUCGCAGCGAGAGUGAAUCAGUCGGCUCUGGAGGCUGUAACACCUUCACCAUCCUUCCAACAGCGGCACGAGAGUUUCAGACCGAGCACGCAAGGUCGACCCAAAACUGGCCGUUCAGGCAGUCAGUGCUCUGCGGGCUCCGAGUCUCCGGCGCUGUCGUCUCUGUCUCUGGAUUCGCUGGUGGCUCCGGACACGCCCAUUCAGUUUGACAUCAUCUCACCCGUCAGCGAGGAGCACACGAGUCAGACUAAGAGCGGAGCUCAGGGCAGAAGGACCAAUCCAUUUGGGGAAUCUGGAGGGUCAAAAUCUGAAGAAAGUGAAGACUCGAUUCUGCACCAGCUUUUCAUCGUUCGGUUCUUGGGCUCCAUGGAGGUGAAGGCCACAGAGAGCGCAGACGUCAUCUAUGAGACCAUGAGACAGAUCCUGGCAGCCCGAGCCAUUCACAACAUCUUCAGGAUGACCGAGUCUCAUCUGCUCGUCACGUGUGAAUGCCUCAAGCUUAUUGACCCACAGACGCAAGUCACAAGACUACGGUUUCCUCUCUCCAGCGUUGUGCUGUGUGCGUCACAUCAGGAGAACAAGCGCUUGUUUGGUUUUGUGCUGAAGACAGCAGGAGGACGAGUGGACGGACGGCCCGUUACAGUCUGCUACGUCUUUGAGUCAAACAAUGAUGGAGAGAAGAUCUGUGACAGUGUAGGACUGGCGAAGCAGAUCGCCCUCCACUCUGAGAUGGACCGCAAAGCCACACAGAAACAGAGAGAGCUGGACAAAGCCAAGGAGAAACAACAGGAAGAACUUCAUAAACAAAAACAGAUUGAGAAGGAUCUCGAGGAACAAAGCCGUUUGAUAGCCGCCUCUAGUCGACCCGGCCAACCAGCUGCUGAUGGACAGUUCUUGGUCCUUAGCAACAGCCAAUCAGAGGACAGCGAUGCAGGAGAGGAGGGGCAGAAAACGGGCGAAUCCGAGGCCUGAUGGAAACCGUUCUGUGCUUGGAUUCCACGAAUAUCACUUCCUGUUCUUCAAGGGUUCUCCAGAGUGGCCUGCAGAAACAAUGAUUUAAAAUAUGUGACUGCAAAAUAUGAUAAAAAACGAAUUCAUAUGGACACUUCGGGGAAAACUUAUCAAAAGUUGUUAUUUGUAGGAAUCCUGUAUUUUUACCAUAUCCGUUAUUGAAUUGCAUUUGCUUUUAGAGGGUUUUAUAUAUGUAUGUGUGUAAAUGAAUGCACUACACCUGAAGAGACGUAAGGCGACGACGUUUGUUGCUUUAUUUCGAUGAAGUUGCACGUGUGAGUUAAUACUGUUGGGCUUCGUUUUCUGUUCUCACUGAUAAUGUUUUAAGGCUGCAUGUGUUUUCGUUCAUAUCAUGUCAACGGUGACAGAAUUUAGAGUGAAUUUCACAAAACGUGUCAAGAGCGUGAUGUAUUACGGUAAUUAAAAUAAUACUAAAUAUCUUAAUUUUCUUUAUGCAAAUCAAUUCUUUCUGAAAUAUGAGCCGUUCUUGAGAGAUUCUGUGAGGUUCAUCCUACUGCAUUUCAGAAUGAUUUCUAUUUUGUGUUUGUAAUUAACACAGUUCUGAUUUUUGUCUAUAAGCUAUUGCAACCAUGUUUCAUAAUGUUUUUCAUCUACAAACACAUUUGUUUGGUUAAUGUUACGGUUAUGUGAUCACUCAGUGUUUCUAUCUGAUCACUAAGGAAAAUGUUUUGUUUUGUUUAAAAUCAUGUGAUCAAAUGCCUUUGAACUUGGGAUGUACUUUAAUUUUUUUGUUCUGUUUUGUAUAAGAUAUUUUGAAGUCUGCAUUGCACAUAAUGGCCCAAUGUAUUGAAAUGCUUCAGCUUGUGGAUAAAAGAAACAGGUGAUGGAAUUGCAAACUGCAAAUUUUCUCCAAAAAUCUGACAUGGUGGAAGUUUUUUGCUGAAUUAAAGACGGUCUCAUUCAUUGAUUUGGUUUAUUUGACUCGUUGUGUGAAGUAAUUAACACUGUCUUUAUGGUUCAUAUACUGAGACACUUUCUGUUACAUGACAGUCUGUUAUUAAGUUUGAAGCAUUUGCAGCAUUAAUUUGUACAUUAUUAUUUCUAACCUUUAAGAAAAUGCUUGUGUCUAAAUGUCUUUCUGCAAAAUCAGUUGAUGGAUU